UACCUUCUUUCAAGGAUUCGGCCAGUUCUAUUUUCACUAAUUUCCCCCUUUAACCACUCCGCCAGUGAUUGGCUGGUUGCACCAACACAGAGCAAAUCAUUAGUGAAAAUAGAACUUUCCUUGCUUUUGAUCAAAAUCUGAUAAAACUGUUGUUUUUUUUUAACCAUCUCCAAAAAGAAGAUAAAGUCGUUUUCGAGAAGUCUCCCAAACGUGGCCUAAGGUUAAAGGGUUCUGUGCGUCUCUCGCUUUUAUUCUGAGAGAAGAAUAAAAAGAAAUAAAGAUGGUGGAAACAGAGCGACGAACACAGUAUCUAUGGACGAGUUCGGAGCAAUCUUCAGGACUUGAGAUUAACGGUCAUGUUUUGUCCAUCACGGAACCGAUGAUAACCGAUAGAGAUGGGAGCGAAUUCGGUGCUCCUCGGGACCAGCACAGUAACAAUAAGCCCGAUUCGAAUCUAGGGAUUGGAGAGCGAGCUUUCUCUGCUGCCGGUGCCGCCUUUUUAUCCGCAAUUAUCGUUAAUCCUCUCGACGUUGCCAAGACAAGGUUGCAAGCUCAGGCUGCUGGAGUUCCUUACUCGCAUCCGCUAAGUAAUCUUAUUGGUCGAAUGGCAUAUUUUGGACCAAACACGAUGUUUGCUGAUUUAAGAUGUUCACCAUCCUGUACACGUGCUGGAGUUCAUGGCACUGUAGCACUUUGUCCUCCUGAUUGUUUUCAGUACAAAGGAACAUUAGAUGUCUUCAACAAGAUUAUACGUCAGGAGGGAUUUUCUAGGCUGUGGAGGGGGACAAAUGCAGGUCUGGCUUUGGCUGUACCUACGGUGGGGAUCUAUCUUCCUUGCUAUGACAUAUUCCGCAACUGGAUGGAGGGGCUUACAGCACAAUAUUUGCCCGGUGCAACACCCUAUGUCCCUUUGGUUGCAGGCUCUUUGGCAAGGUCAUUAGCUUGUGCAACAUGCUACCCUAUUGAACUUGCUAGAACACGCAUGCAGGCAUUUAAGGAGACUCAAAUUGGGAAGAAACCUCCUGGAGUUUUUAGUACCCUUCUAGGAGUCAUCUCCAAUGUUAAGGGCACAAACCCUCAGAGCAGUUUGCAAGGCUAUCGCGUCUUAUGGACAGGCAUGGGAGCGCAGCUUGCUCGUGAUGUUCCUUUCUCUGGAAUUUGUUGGUCAACUCUUGAACCUAUCAGGAGAAGACUUCUGGGUUUGGUGGGUGAAGAAUCCAAUGUGGCUACUGUCCUCGGGGCAAACUUUUCUGCUGGGUUUGUUGCUGGAAGCCUUGCUGCUGCUGCUACCUGUCCUCUAGAUGUUGUUAAAACUCGAAGGCAGAUAGAGAAGGACCCCGUGAGGGCAUUGCGAAUGACAACACGGCAGACACUGAUGGAAGUUUGGAGGGAUGGAGGGAUGAGGGGACUUUUUACAGGAGCUGGUCCUCGUGUUGGUCGUGCAGGCCCUUCAGUUGGGAUUGUGGUUUCGUUUUAUGAAGUAGUAAAGUAUGCCCUACAUAACCAUUAUGCAACGUCAUGACAAACAAGAGCUGAUCCCCAAGCUUUUGGUCUACUAAACAUUUGCUUCCUUAUCGAUGUUUGGUGACCUGGCAUAGAGUAGGACUUAAAAGUUAGGGGGCAAGUUAAAUCCUUCUGUGGGUAACGUAGCUUGCUGAUGAUAUGCAAUUUUGGUGGUGUACAUCCUUUUCUCUACAUCUCAUGGUUUAACGUUGCGAUGAUACCAUAGGUUGUUGGUAAUAACAAGCGGUUUCCUUUGCAGUAGAUCCUCAUCUCGGUCUUCACAAGCACGGUAGCACAUAAGUUUUACUUUCUUCAACAAUUUUGCUGUUCAUGUUACUCUGUUUGUACUGCUCAAGUUGAGCGAAAAUUUUGAUUCCUUUAGUUAAUUGUUUUUGCUGAGAUGGUCUCAGUUCUAUUAAUUUUACCCCCUUGCAAUGAAAAUUAAGGGGACUAUUUUACCUUACAA
Theobroma umbraticum is the source of this 1969-nucleotide messenger RNA. Its product is annotated as mitochondrial carrier protein MTM1. Lineage: Eukaryota; Viridiplantae; Streptophyta; Magnoliopsida; Malvales; Malvaceae. The record is from RefSeq and is a predicted model, not a curated record. Gene Ontology annotation, cellular component: mitochondrion. Gene Ontology annotation, biological process: mitochondrial transmembrane transport.